AUGAAACCUGCGCACUCUUCGACACUGGUCGGCGCUCUUCGGAGCUUGUCGCUGGGCAAUGCGCCGGCCCUUCAGACUGCCCGAGCGACACCGACACGAGCACUCGACGCUGCACGACGCCUCCAGAAUGCCCGAGCCUUCUCGACAACCACCCCAGCCAUGGGCACCUGGCUCGAGCCCAAACUCAAUCGCAAGGACAAGAUGGCCAAGGGCCGACCCCGUGUGGCCACCGGCGGCUCGGCCAAGGGCACGACCGUGAUGUGGGGAGACUACGGACUGCGUAUGAUCGACCACCACCGACGCAUCAGCGCAAAGUCGCUCCAGACGGCGGAAAGCACCAUCAAGGCACGUCUGCGUGGUGAGAAGUACAGGCUGUACAAGCGGAAGAACUGCAACAUUGGCGUGUUCGUCAGUGGCAACGACAUGCGUAUGGGUAAGGGUAAGGGUUCUUUCGACCACUGGGCUGCGCGAAUUGCCGUCAGCCAAAUCGUGUUCGAGAUUCGAGGCAAGAUUCACGAGGCCAUUGUGCGAGACGCCUUCCGCCUGGCCGGCAACAAGCUACCGGGGCAGUGGGCGUUUGCGAAGAAGGGGGAUGCGCCCAUUGUCGGCAUCACACCGCUGGACAAUGGCCUCACAUUGGAGGAGUUGAAGGCUCCGAGGAGACACAUCGCCCCCCAGGAAAUGCUGGAGGCGUCGUCGCCGACUUCGAUCACGCAGCCGGGGAGCAAGACGGAGUCGCAACCAAAGCCAUGA
Emericellopsis cladophorae is the source of this 753-nucleotide messenger RNA. Its product is annotated as 54S ribosomal protein-like protein. Lineage: Eukaryota; Fungi; Ascomycota; Sordariomycetes; Hypocreales; Bionectriaceae. The transcript has 2 exons. The record is from RefSeq and is a predicted model, not a curated record. Bases 1 to 753 code for a protein of 250 amino acids. Gene Ontology annotation, molecular function: structural constituent of ribosome; rRNA binding. Gene Ontology annotation, biological process: mitochondrial translation. Gene Ontology annotation, cellular component: mitochondrial large ribosomal subunit; ribosome.